AUGGCUUUUCUCCGCUCUGGCUGGGCUGUUGUACUCGCCAAUAUCCUGGUGCCACUGGGUAUUCUGGUAUUCUCAUCUGGCUUCUUCCCCUAUAAACCGCUACUACCUGGCCUGGCUACUUUUGACGAGAUCGACCAAAAUGCCACGCCAGCAAUCUUUGACAAGGUCAUUUUCAUGGUCGUCGAUGCACUCCGCAGCGAUUUUGUCUAUUCCAAUGAGUCUGGAUUUUCAUUCACGCAAAGCUUAAUUCGAGCAGGGGCUGCCUUGCCUUUCACGGCCCAUGCUAGCUCGCCAACGGUCACAAUGCCUCGAUUGAAGGCCAUGACUACGGGAUCAGUGCCCUCGUUCCUUGAUGUGAUUCUCAACAUCGCCGAGUCAGACACCGGCUCAUCUCUUGCGUACCAGGACACAUGGCUGGCGCAAUUGAGAGCUAGGGGCGAUCGCCUUGUCAUGUACGGUGAUGAUACGUGGCUCAAGCUGUUCCCAGGGAUGUUUGACCGUGCAGAUGGGACCACAAGUUUCUUUGUGUCGGACUUUACCGAAGUGGACAAUAACGUGACUCGCCACGUUCCUGAUGAGUUGGCCCAAAGCGACUGGUCAGCCAUGAUUAUGCAUUAUCUAGGCCUCGACCAUAUCGGACAUAAGGCAGGUCCAAGAAGCCCCUUCAUGCUGUCCAAACAGCAGGAAAUGGAUGCCAUUGUGGAUAACAUCUAUACCGCCAUUCAACAUGAGUCUCACCUGGAGUCAACUCUUUUUGUUCUGUGCGGCGAUCACGGCAUGAACGAAGCCGGGAAUCACGGUGGCUCAUCUGCUGGUGAAACUUCGCCAGCACUGCUCUUCAUUUCGCCCAAGUUUGAAACAAUGGACGCUCCGCGGGCCGAAAGUCCCAUCGCAACCCCAGACGAUCUUCGAUUUUAUCAAACUGUUCAGCAAUCAGAUAUCACCGCGACAUUGGCGGGUCUAUUAGGAUUGCCAAUUCCUUUGAAUAGCCUGGGAGUUUUCAUUCCUGGUCUUCUAGAUAUGUGGGAGUCCGGGUCUCAAAAACUUCAACUUCUAUCUCGAAAUGCCCGGCAAUUAUUGAAAAUUGCCCAGUCUACAUUCCCCAGCGCCACUUUUGACGCUGAGGCCUUUUCGACCUGUAACCCGGAUAAUCUCUCCGGGAUUGAUGAGGUUCAAUGUACAUGGUCACAAGCCCAAAAGCUUCUUUCCGAACAACAUUUGUCCGAGUCCGAAGAAGCGUAUCCAGCCAUUGAGCAAGCCCUACUACGCUUCUCACGGGCCACGCAGGAGGUGAUGAGUAGUACCGCUAGCAACUAUGACAUGUCCCGACUUGUUGCCGGACUGCUAAUUCUAGCUGUUGCAACCUCAUUGCUUUUGCCUCAAAUUUACCAUGAAUUCUCUCGGACCGUUUCUACGGGGAUUUUCUUGGUGUUUAUGGUCGUUGGCUACGGAAGUAUGAUGUUUGCGAGUAGCUAUGUUGAAGAAGAGCAACAGUUCUGGUAUUGGAUAUGCUCGGGCUGGAUGUUUUACCUGCAUAUGCGAUCUGAAUCGGGAUCUUCGAGGAACUCGAAUGUCUCGCGCAGAAAGGCCUCCUCCCCAUUUAGGUGGAUAAAACUGGCGACACUAGGAUUGAUUGCUUCACACCGAGUACUUCGAAGAUGGAAUCAAACAGGACAAAAGUUCACGGCCGAACCGGAUAUCGCUCGAGAUUUCUUUCCCGCCCAUCCAAACGCUCUAUGGGCCUUGGUGAUAUUGACAUAUGUGGACUCUGGCUAUCAUUUGCUGGCGAAGAUGCCAUCAGUUGCACCGGCAAAACUGAUUGCUUUGAUCAUACCCGCACUGGGUUUCCUGUUCAAACUCAACUUCGCGGCGAAUGAUUCACCCGAGCUUCUCGCAGAUACCCCCUUGUCGAAACUUGCUGGAGGCUGGCUCGGUAGCCUGUCUUUAGUUUUGCAGGCAAGAUUGGUUUUCGGUGGACUUGCUUGUUGUGGACUCUUAGCGAUCGUUUCUGCAAAGAGAUCACAUUCAACACGGGCAUCCAACGCCCUUUUCCACGAAGCUCUCCACCUCUUCCUAAUGACGCAAUCCAGAAUCACCAACGUCCCAGUAUUCCUCCUAUUCCGAACCCAAGGAACAAUGCUAUCAUCGCUAAACCUCACCGGAAUCGAAGUAACAGCCACAACCCUGAUACUGCAGUACAUGACAUUUUUCGCCUUUGGCGGAUCAAACUCAAUCUCCUCAGUCGAUCUUUCAAGCGCCUAUAAUGGUGUCGGCAGCUAUAGCGUGGUUUGCGUCGGUAUCCUGACCUUCGUUAGUAACUGGGCUGGACCUAUUUGGUGGAUUUCAAUGGGUCAUCUGCUUCGCCCGCCACAUACCUCUGAAAAUCAUCGUCAUGACUCUGCGGCGCUAUUUACUUUUCAAGUCGCCGCUUCAUUGUUGUCUGUCAUGGCGGCUUGUACAGCACUCAGAACACACCUGUUCAUCUGGACCGUGUUCUCGCCCAAAUAUCUCUAUAGCAUGGCGUGGGCGAUGGCGAAUCAUGUUGCUGUCAAUAUUCUGGGCGGAAUCGGUCUCGCGUGUCUCUGGCCGCGCAGAUAG
Messenger RNA from Penicillium cosmopolitanum, 2598 nucleotides. RefSeq names its product mannose-ethanolamine phosphotransferase LAS21 (gene las21). The transcript is spliced from 7 exons. Gene Ontology annotation, biological process: GPI anchor biosynthetic process. The record is from RefSeq and is a predicted model, not a curated record. Bases 1 to 2598 code for a protein of 865 amino acids. Lineage: Eukaryota; Fungi; Ascomycota; Eurotiomycetes; Eurotiales; Aspergillaceae. Gene Ontology annotation, cellular component: endoplasmic reticulum membrane.